GCUGCUCCGGCGGGACCCAGGCUGGACCGCGGGCCCCGGCCUGGGGGCCACAGCUGCCACCGCCGCCGCCACCUCGUCUCCUCCCCGACCCCGCCCCGCCCCGCGUCUCCUCGCCUCACUCGGGCCCGCGGCCGGGGUCCCUCCCCGCCGACCUCCCGCGCAGAUGCCGAAAGUGAAGGCGCUGCAAUGCGCCCUGGCGCUGGAGAUCCGCUCUGUAACUUGUCCAGGAGUGCUACUGAAAGACAAGGAGGACAUCUAUCUUAGCAUCUGUGUGUUUGGCCAAUACAAAAAGACACAAUGUGUCCCAGCCACCUUUCCACUGGUCUUCAAUGCCAGAAUGGUGUUUGAAAAGGUGUUCCCUGAAGCAGUAGACCCUGGAGAUGUGGUUGCACAGCUUGAAUAUGAUACAGCCUUGUUUGAGUUGAUCCAACUAGUUCCACCAGUGGGUGAAACACUGUCUACAUAUGAAGAAAAUACACGAGAUUUCAUGUUCCCGGGUCCAAACCAAAUUUCUGGACACCAUGAUUCAAACCGCCAGGUUACCAUGAGGAGGAUUUCUGGCCUUCGAGGAAUUGCUCCAAAGCUGGAGUUUUCUACAACCUCAGUGAUUACUGAAUGUCUGAUAAGUUCAAGGAAGUGCCGCACUCAGGAUAAAUUUAUUUACCAUCCGGCUCCAGUUGAAAGAUCCCACGGCAGACUGCCAGGCAGAACAUCCAGACCACAAAAGAAAAAGUCCAAGUCUCCUGAGAGAAAUAAGUACUGCGUAAAUGCCAAAAACUACGAACAGCCUACAAUUUCUUCAAAAUCACACUCUCCAUCUCCCUACACAAAAAGACGCAUGUGUGAGCUAUCUGAAGACACCAGGCGGCGGCUAGCCCAUUUAAAUCUGGGACCCUAUGAAUUCAAAAAAGAAACAGAUAAACCCCCCUUUGUGAUUAGACAUGUUGAUCCCCCAAGUCCCAGGGCUGAUGGUUUAUUUGGACCUUCUGGCAGAGACUGUGAAAGAGAUGGAUGGUCCAGGAUGCACAGUGAUCACUCUCAUCUUGGCUGCUACCGACCCAAGGAUUAUAAGGUUAUCAGGACCUCCCAUGGGAGAGACUUCGACGACCCUCUGGAAAGAUGUGAUGAGUAUUUGAGCUCGAGGUCGUGUGGCAAGCCCCAGCAUUCGGCGAGGACCUUACUAGUCCAUUCAGCACCCUCAACAAUGCCCAAACAUUCUCCAAGCCCUGUGCUAAACCGAGCUUCUCUCAGGGAAAGAUUCCAUUCUGAUUGGUGUUCACCUUCAAACUGCGAUGAGAUCCAUGACCGGGUAAAAAAUGUCUUGAAAUCACAUCAGGCUCAUCAAAGACAUUUAUAUGAUGAGAGAGACCCAGAGAAAGAAGACGAACUAGAACUGAAGAGAGGUCUUUUCUACAGAGACUCUGCCUAUGACAGUGACCCAGAGUACAGCUCAUUUCAGCGGCCACGUGGCACUCUCCAUUUGGAUGAUGGUGAAUACUGGUCCAACAGGGCAGCCUCUUAUAAAGGGAAAUCCCACCGACCCAUCUUUGAGAACAGCAUGGACAAGAUAUACAGGAACUUAUACAAAAAGGCCUGUAGUUCUGUUUCUCAUACACAGGAAAGCUUCUGAGACCAUCCACGAUACACAAUACACUGUAUGAGUACCCGUGUCAACUUCUCAAUGAAAACGUUUGAUGUGAUCAAUAGCUGUAUUCCUUUUUUUGUAAAGACCAGGGGGUUCUAACUGAGUACUGUGGUUAGACUUGAAAAAGUUCAUUCCUUCAGAUGGUAAAUUAUCACAGGCAAGCCUUUUUGAUCACAGAAGAGAGUACUGUGUUCCCAAAGUCAGAGCUCUGCAAACAGUUACACCGCCGAGUCCGACAUGAGAAGGGCAUUGUCAUGUCCAUCUCAGGUCCAGGACAGGUUCUCUCCAGAAAUAGUCUUCUGCCUUAGUCACCUUGGAAUUUUCUUUUCAUGUACUUGACUGGCUACCUUGUCUGAGUAAGAUUUAAUUUAUAUUAGCUCCCUUUUCUUGGUAAUGAGCAAAAAGAUAUACUGUACAGAAAUGAAUUUCCCAAGAGUUUAAACCUUGUUUUAACUAGUAUUUUCUACUCUUUUCUCCCUUAGAAAGAGCUAUUUAUAUUUCUUAGCUCAUUAUAAAUAGCUUUCUUUUUAACGUUUGUAUAAUCAUUCACUCUCUCUUCUCUAAAAGAACUACCUAAGUUACCUAAAAUGUGUAACAGUUAGCUAGAGAUAGCAGUAGGCAUGUAUGACCCAAAAUGUGAGUAACUGAUUUUUGCUUAACAUCUGUUGCCAAUCUUCUUCUUUUUGCUUGGGGAAGAUUGUUGCUGAGCUAACAUCUGUGCCAAUCUUUGUCUAUUUUAUGUGGGAUGCCUCCACACCAUGGCUCCUGAGGGGAGUUGGUCUGCACCUGGGAUCCAAACCUGCGAACCCUGGAGCGCUGAAGCAGAGUGCACAAACUUAACCACUGCACCACUGGGCCAGCCCCAAUGAGUAACUACUUUUUAAAGAUAGCAUUCUUUGUGUGAUUAUCUUUUAGGGCCAUGUCUUUUGGUGCAACCAGAAUCAGAAAAUAGCCUUUGUAAAUGAGCAUGUAAAGAAUAAGGGAAUUAUAUUGUAAUAUAACCUCUUUAGAGUUGUCAUAGAUACCAAAUGGCCCAAGAGAGUAGUAUCUUUACUCUAAAGGACACUUGGAACCAUGAAGGGGAGUAAAAUAUUACAGCAGAAUUCUUUGUUGUAGGCGCUGGAGAGUCUGUUGGUUGAUAAAAUUAGCUCCUCUCUCGCCCCCAAACAUACACCUGUGAGGCCAGGGACACAUUGGAGACAUGAAGCAAUCAGUUACCUUGUACUUAUCAGAGAGUGAGCGGAGGGGAAGCAGAGAGGAGGAAGUAGGUGAACUGGGCGUCCACGCUGGAAGAGUUGAUGACAAGCGGUCUUCUCACUGACUCCGUCUUUGGUUAAUUCUACAGUUAGGAUUUAGAAAGAAAAAAAAAAUGGACUUGAUCUUCACUUAAAUUGAAAUAAAGAUGUAAAAUUGGGUGACUUAUUUUUGUAUUAGGAGAAAAUAUAUAAUGCUUGUUAUCUAAUAAUUGAUUUUAGAGUGAUGUAGAAUGGCAACAUGAUGGAUCAGAAAGCCCAUCAGAGACGAAGGCAGGAGGCCCAGGCUGUAGUUCCAUCUCUGCCGUUUUCUAGCAGAGUCACCUUACUUCUCUGGUCCUUAGUCUCCUCGGCUGUGAGCUGAAGGGAAUGGAGUAGAUGAGCAUUUCCUGAACUGUGUUCUGUGGACCUCUGACCUAGGAGAUGGUUGAAGGAAGGUAGACGCAAGUGUUUCAUUGGUCGUAUAAGUUUGGGAAAAUCUGUGGACUGUAUUCACCCCCCUGUCCCCCACAAUUUAGAGAGUCAUAGGUAGGAUGACAGGGAUAAAGGGAGGGCUAUUAAUGCAGAAACGACAGUGAGAAACUGUGACCGUCCCAGAAACGAGAACCUGUGGUCAUCAUGGUCAUGGUAACGUUAGUGUGUUAGAGGCUCGAAGAAAGCCGGGCAUGAGCCUGUUUUGCCUAGCACCUGGUAGAGAGCCUGGCACAUAGUUGGUACUUAUUAAAUAUUGAGUUAAUCUAGAAUUUCCUAAACUAAAUUGAGCACGUAACCAUUUCUGUUGUUAUGGCCAUUCUUUCCCUUCCAUUCUGCCCUCCUCAGCUCUGCACACUCCUUUUCAGAUGCCAUCCUCAGGUGCAUGUGGACCCCAGCUGGGGACAUGCUGGACCACACAAUCACUGAGGUACCGUCUGGCUGUAGGUUAUAUGAUGUUUUGUACAAUAAGUUUUUGAAAGUCAACAUUGAAUAAUGCUUUUUUUUUAAAAAAACCUUAUAUCCUCAGUGAAACUUAGCCAGCUCUGUUGGUCUAGUGGUUGAUUUGGUGCUCUCACCACCACGGCUUGGGUUCGUUUCCCGGUCAGGGAACCACACUAACCAUCAGUUGUUUGUCAUCCUGUGGUGGCUGCGUGUUGCUGUGAUUUUGAAAGCUAUGCCUCCAGUAUUUCAAAUACCAGCAGGGUCACCCACAGUGGACAGGUUUU
Messenger RNA from Equus quagga, 4097 nucleotides. It is a transcript of the gene SPATA6, whose product is annotated as spermatogenesis associated 6. Gene Ontology annotation, biological process: motile cilium assembly; spermatogenesis. Lineage: Eukaryota; Metazoa; Chordata; Mammalia; Perissodactyla; Equidae. The record is from RefSeq and is a predicted model, not a curated record. The transcript is spliced from 13 exons. Gene Ontology annotation, molecular function: myosin light chain binding. The coding region runs from base 164 to 1630 and encodes 488 amino acids.